UUUUUUUUUUAAGCCUCCCCUUCCCUUUUUAUUUUUAUGGGGGUGGGUGGUGCUUGUUAUAUGCUUACCUUUUUCUUUUCCUUUCUCAUUUUUGCAAUUUUUCUUUUUUCUCCUCACCCCUCAAUUCCUGGGGCUUGAGUGACUUUAAGACUGGGUUUUCUUGGAAAUCACCUGUCCAUCAUUAAUUUUAAACAAUUUCCCCACCUCCAAAAUAUCUGUUCCUUAUUACAGUUUGGAAUGUGGUUAAUGAAAAACAAGUAGGGAGGAUUUCUGGGGCAAACACUGCUGGAUCAGGAUCGUAGUUCUCAAGCACGGAAUGGCUAGCGUGAGAAACACCAACAGCAGGACCAUCUCAGAUCUUCGUUAUGGCAACUCAUGCAAGAAGCUGUUGAAUUAGACCCAUUUCCUAUAGAUGAGAAAUCACAUAAGCAGUGGUAUUUAUGAGCCUCCAUUUAUUGUGCUACUGCAGUGAACCAACCUUGGAUGUGAAAAUUGCCUUUUGUCAGGGAUUCGAUAAACAAGUGGAUGUGUCAUAUAUUGCCAAACAUUACAACAUGAGCAAAAGCAAAGUUGACAACCAAUUCUACAGUGUGGAAGUGGGAGACUCAACCUUCACAGUUCUCAAGCGCUACCAGAAUCUAAAGCCUAUCGGCUCUGGGGCUCAGGGAAUAGUUUGUGCUGCGUACGAUGCUGUUCUUGACAGAAAUGUGGCCAUUAAGAAGCUCAGCAGACCCUUUCAGAACCAAACGCAUGCCAAGAGAGCCUACCGGGAGCUGGUCCUCAUGAAGUGUGUGAACCAUAAAAACAUUAUUAGUUUAUUAAAUGUCUUCACACCCCAGAAAACACUGGAGGAGUUCCAAGAUGUUUACUUAGUAAUGGAACUGAUGGAUGCCAACUUGUGUCAGGUGAUUCAGAUGGAAUUAGACCAUGAGCGAAUGUCUUACCUGCUAUACCAAAUGUUGUGUGGCAUCAAGCACCUUCACUCUGCUGGAAUUAUUCACAGGGAUUUAAAACCAAGUAACAUUGUAGUGAAGUCUGAUUGUACAUUGAAAAUCCUCGACUUUGGACUGGCCAGGACGGCAGGCACAAGCUUCAUGAUGACUCCUUAUGUGGUGACCCGUUAUUACAGAGCCCCCGAGGUCAUCCUGGGAAUGGGCUACAAGGAGAACGUGGAUAUAUGGUCUGUGGGAUGCAUUAUGGGAGAAAUGGUUCGCCACAAAAUCCUCUUUCCAGGAAGGGACUAUAUUGAUCAGUGGAACAAGGUAAUUGAACAACUAGGAACACCAUGUCCGGAAUUCAUGAAGAAAUUGCAACCCACAGUAAGAAACUAUGUGGAGAAUCGGCCCAAGUAUGCAGGACUCACCUUCCCCAAGCUGUUUCCAGAUUCCCUCUUCCCAGUGGACUCCGAGCACAAUAAACUCAAAGCUAGUCAAGCCAGGGACUUGUUGUCAAAGAUGCUAGUGAUUGACCCAGCAAAAAGGAUAUCUGUGGACGACGCCUUACAGCAUCCAUACAUCAAUGUCUGGUACGACCCUGCCGAAGUGGAGGCGCCUCCACCUCAGAUAUAUGACAAACAGUUGGAUGAAAGAGAACACACCAUUGAAGAAUGGAAAGAACUUAUCUACAAGGAAGUAAUGAAUUCAGAAGAAAAGACUAAAAAUGGCGUUGUAAAAGGACAACCUUCUCCUUCAGGUGCAGCAGUGAACAGCAGUGAGAGUCUCCCUCCGUCCUCAUCCGUCAAUGACAUCUCCUCCAUGUCCACCGACCAGACCCUGGCAUCCGACACUGACAGCAGCCUGGAAGCCUCGGCAGGACCCCUGGGUUGUUGCAGGUGACUAGCCGCCUGCCUGCGAAACCCAGCGUUCUUCAGGAGAUGAUGUGAUGGAAUACACACACACGCAGACACUCACGUACACACACAAACGCAGACACGCAAUGACAAGAAAAACAGCAAGGGAGAGAAUCCAAGCCUAAAGAAACAAAUCUUUCAGCCUGCUUCUUCUCCAGAGUUCUGUAUUGCAGCUCAGCCAAAUGUAUAUUUAACCUCUAGUUGCUCUUGCUUUGGUCUUCUUCCAAUGAUGCUUACUACAGAAAGCAAAUCAGACACAAUUAGAGAAGCCUUUUCCAUAAAGUGUAAUUUUAAUGGCUGCAAAACCAGCAACCUGUAACUGCCCUUUCAAAUGGCAUGACAAGGUGUGCAGUGGCCCCAUCCAGCAUGUGUGUGUCUCUAUCUUGCAUCUACCGGCUCUUUUUGGCCUAGUCAGAUGGAUGUAGAUACAGAUCCGCAUGUGUCUGUAUUCAUAGAGCACUACUUACUUAGAGAUGCAACUGUCAGUGUCCUCAGGGCUCUACCAAGACAUCAUGCACUGGGGUACCACAUGGUCCAUUUCAUGUGAUCAAUUACUCUGACAUAAACCCAUCUGUAAUAUAUUGCCCAUAUAUAAGCUGUUUAGUUUGUUAAUUGAUUAAGCUGUAUGUCUUAUAAGAAAACAUGUAAAGGGGAAAAUAUGGGGGGAGUGAGCUCUCUCGGACCCUUGAAGAUGUAGCUUCCAAAUUUGAACUGAUUAAAUGGCGCCUGU
Diceros bicornis minor is the source of this 2579-nucleotide messenger RNA. RefSeq names its product mitogen-activated protein kinase 10 (gene MAPK10). The coding region runs from base 441 to 1835 and encodes 464 amino acids. Gene Ontology annotation, molecular function: JUN kinase activity; ATP binding. The record is from RefSeq and is a predicted model, not a curated record. NCBI's taxonomy places the organism in Eukaryota, Metazoa, Chordata, Mammalia, Perissodactyla, Rhinocerotidae. Gene Ontology annotation, cellular component: cytoplasm; nucleus. Gene Ontology annotation, biological process: JNK cascade; protein phosphorylation. The transcript is spliced from 14 exons.